GUCACUGUCAGUGUCAGUUUCAGCAGUUCAAUUUUCCAAUUUCCACACAUUCGUAAAAGUUGGCUUUUGGAUUUCCUUUCCUUCAUAGUUUAUUUAUAUAUCGUAUUAUCAAUAGCUAUUCCUUUACUGUAGAGUUAGUGCUAUUUUCGAAUUUCGUACUAUAUUAUUUACCAUGUGAUACAGUAGUGGAAGUGCUUGGUAAUUCAUCUGAAAAAUAUAUCCUUGAACUUGGCAAAAAUCUUCAUCUUAAAUAAUAAUUAUGGCUGAGAAGCUAGUAGUGAUAUCUAGUGGCAAUCAGCCUAUUGUGAAGAUUGGUCACUACACGUUGGGAGCAACGUUAGGAGUCGGAACUUUCGGAAAAGUAAAGAUUGGUGAACAUCAGUUGACCAAACACAAGGUCGCAGUAAAAAUUCUAAACAGACAGAAGAUCAAAUCUCUCGAUGUCGUUGGUAAGAUUAGACGUGAGAUACAAAAUCUCAAGCUCUUCAGGCAUCCCCAUAUUAUUAAAUUGUAUCAGGUAAUCUCUACAGCAACAGAUAUAUUCAUGAUCAUGGAAUAUGUAUCCGGAGGUGAACUCUUUGACUACAUAGUGAAACGUGGAAAACUACAAGAACAUGAGGCAAGACGCUUCUUCCAACAAAUUAUAUCUGGUGUGGACUAUUGUCAUCGACACAUGAUAGUCCACAGGGACUUGAAGCCUGAGAAUCUAUUACUGGAUCACAAUAUGCAUGUAAAGAUAGCAGACUUUGGUCUUUCUAAUAUGAUGAUGGAUGGUGAGUUUUUGAGGACAUCAUGUGGCUCACCCAAUUAUGCUGCACCUGAGGUCAUAUCUGGAAAACUGUAUGCUGGUCCCGAAGUGGACGUGUGGUCUUGUGGUGUAAUCCUCUACGCUCUUCUUUGUGGAACAUUGCCUUUCGACGACGAACACGUGCCUACGUUGUUUAGAAAAAUCAAAUCUGGUAUAUUCCCAAUACCAGAAUAUCUAAACAAAAGUGUCGUAAGCCUGUUAUGCAACAUGCUUCAAGUGGAUCCAAUGAAAAGAGCGACAAUUGAAGAUGUUAAAAAACAUGAAUGGUUCCAAAAAGAUUUGCCUGGUUAUUUGUUUCCCUCACCAGUGGAGCAGGUGGACAGCAGCGUCAUAGACACAGAGGCGAUAUCGGAGGUGUGCGACAAGUUUGGCGUCCGCGAGCACGAGGUGCACAACGCGCUGCUGAGCGGCGACCCGCACGACCAGCUCGCCAUAGCGUACCACCUCAUCAUAGACAACAAAAGGAUCGCUGACGAGGCUGCGAAGGCUGAGAUCAAAGACUUCUAUGUGGCAAGCAGUUCCCCACCAACGAUCACUGAAAGCGGUCGACCUCAUCCUGAGCGCAUUGCACCUCUCCGCGAUAAGUCCACUCCAGCUGCACAACUUACACAGGAUAAACAAAAGGGCACUCCCGUCAAGCGGGCCAAAUGGCACUUGGGCAUUCGGUCUCAGAGCAAGCCAAAUGAUAUAAUGCUGGAAGUGUUCAGAGCUAUGAAGGUGCUGGACUAUGAAUGGAAAGUCAUCAACCCUUACCAUGUCAGAGUCCGAACUAUAAACAAGAUGACACAAAAGCACGUCAAGAUGUCCCUGCAACUGUACCAAGUGGACUACAAGUCGUAUCUGCUCGACUUCAAAUCUCUCUCGGGAGAGAAGGAGGAAACUGACGAUGACUCCGCCUCCCCCCUCAUGGCGUCCCCCGUCCCGCCGCCCCCGCCGCUGAUCCCCACACAACCUCAGGGGCACCACACGAUGGAGUUUUUCGAAAUGUGCGCGGCCUUGAUUAUACAGCUUGCGCGAUAGUUAGACAAUCGUUUUGAAUAAAAAAAUCUCCUUUCUUCCACACGUAUUUUAGAUAGAAAUGUGAUUUAAAACGUACUUACAUGUUUUCUGUGUCUUAUCCGACUUCAUAGCCCAUUAUCCGUGAAACAUUUUUACAACUGAUUACUAUCAAGUUAAUUUCCGUGAGUAGCUUCAUCUUGUUGAGCCAUGAGCUCAACUUUUUUUUUACGAAAAUUCUUGAUUGAACUAGGUUACCAGGUAAUACAAAUCUCUGAGCGUCGGAACGAGAUCAUGUACCACGCAAUUUGUAGGACGUUGUGACUGUUAAGUUGUAUAACUAUUAAUUAAGCAACAUUAAAAAAAACAUCUGGUUAGUAACAACUUUUGGUAAACUCCCCUCCUCCCAACUUGUAUCAAUAACGAGGUUAUUAAACGUUGUUACUAACCAGCUGUUUUUUAUCCAGGUAACCCAGUUAGCUUACCAGAAUCAAGAAUUUUCGUAAAUAAAAAAGUUAGCGUCUCACCUAGAUUAAGCUACUCAUAACUCACGAAAAAUUAACUUGAUAGUAAUCAAUUGUAAAUAUGUACCACGGACCCUGGGCUAUCUACUACUUUGAGAAGCAGUUUCAUCAUUCACUUGCGAGUAGUUUUUAAUAAUUAUGUAUAACGGUGAAGCACAUAAUAAAAUUAAAAGAUGGUGAAUCGAGUGAAGGAAAUAAUAAGCAUCUAAAUACUCUAAGCUUUGAAUAUCAUCAUAACAUUUGGGGGAUUCUAUAAAAAAGGACAAAAACACUUUGGGGCUUCCAUACUAGUCUGCCUUUAAUAUCGAUAAUGAGUCAGUUAAUUAAAAAAAUGACUAAGUUAUUUUAUCAUCAUCAUCAUCUAUCAUCAUCAUCCAUCAUCAUCAUCAUCAUAUCAGGCCAAGACAUAAGCCUUUUGUAGGGACUUCCAAACAUCACGAUGCUGAGCCGCCUGCAUCCAGCAAUCCCUCGAUGAGCUAUGACUUUGAUCCUUUUGCGGAUCUCCUCAUUUCUGAUUCGAUCACGCAGAGAUACUCUAAGCAUAGCUGAUCCAUCACCCGCUGUGUGACCUUGAACCUUCUUAUGAGGCCCAUAGUUAUCGACCAAGUCUCGGAACCAUAGGUCCUCCGUUGGCAGCGGAAUCUCUGCCGGAGAUUCUUAACACCCCUAGCCCCACCGUUAUUGUAACCGGUAACUAAGUUAUAUUGGUAUCUCAUAAUGAAUUAAAUCGUCAUAAAUGUUGAAUGCAAUAAAUAUGUAACAAUAAAAAAUGUGAAAUUAACAUAAAGAUAACAAACUAAUUGCUUUUAAUUAUAUUACAUUGGAUUGGUGUUAUAUAAUAGGUAUAGUUUAGGCCAUACAAAAGCUCGCUUACUACCUUUAAGGCUUUUUUAAGGCUCUAGCGCUUAUUAUGAGAGAAGUCACUGACUAUGCGAUACUACCAAAAUGAGUUAAAUUAAAUACUGUAUUUUUGUACUGUUGUAUUGAUAUUGGUACAGCGAUGAACAAAUGAAGCUUCGACUUUUGAGGUACCACACCACAGACCAAACUUAGUUUCUACUAUACAGCUCGUGCGGAUUACCUUGACACCUGACUCGAACGAUGUUGAUUACCUUGACACCUGACUCGAACGAUGUUUGUACUGUGUUUGUUUGGUUGUCAAGUUAAUACGCACGAGUUAUACUUACAGGUGAGCAGUGGCGUGCAUUUUAUAGGCACAAAAAUGCACUGCCUAACAUGAGAACUAAUCACGAGCUCGUAUUGGAGAAGUAAUUUUUAAUUUUUCGUUAGUAUUAUUUGUAUAUAUGAUGCAUACCCUAGUUGAAAAGUUUGUGCACGCCAGUGAUGGUAGAAAAAAAUUUCGAAGAUUUGUUAUUAUACCUCAAUGACAAACUAUUGAUGGCCGCAUGGCGCAGUGGGUAGUGAUGACCCUGCUCCUGAUCCAAGGGUUCGAUUCCCACAACUGGAAAAUAUUUGUGUGAUGAGCUUUGGUGUUUUCCAGUGUCUGGGUGUAUUUAUAUAUUUAUAGUAUAAAUAUAUAUGAUAAAUCCGCUAACUUAGUACCCAUAACACGUGCUAUACGUUUACUUUGGGGCUAAGUGAUGUGCGUAUUAAUGAAGUACAUAUAUUUAUUUAUUUAAACUUUCUCCUUCUUAUAGUGCCAUCUCCUAUAGGAGGUCAGCAAUCAUAAAGGCUUUAAAUCCUUAAUGAUUUAAACUUUCAAAUGUUAUAAAAUGAAAUGCAGGCCCUAGCCCAUCACUAGGCUAUAGCAACAAUACGCGCUGGUAGGGUAUAUGCAAUAUGGAUUUGAUUUGAUUUAAGGCCAAAUAUUACCGUUUUAUGUCGGGAUUUUACUUUCAUCAGAGUUUUGUUAUGUCGAAAAUAUAAAGGAAAAAUCAUCGAUCUCCUAUUAAAAAGUGGAUGCACAAUAAGCGACCAACAACGUCCCCACUCAAUGAGUGCCAAACACAACUUCUUGGCACUCAAUUCAAGUAGUCGCAUUUGCAAAUUCAACCUUAAACUCAAUCCUUAAGGUUGAAUUUGCUCUGAAUUUUGGAUGUUAUUGAAUAUCGGACUAUAUUUAAAGGCCUUUAGGUAUAAUUUUCUUUGCGAAUAAUUCUAAAACUGUCAUAACAAAAUUGGCCAGUUUUUAAGUGAAAUUUUCUACAUGAUUGUGCGUCCUUUUAUUAUAAGAGGCCAAUGGGAAAAAUACAUAUUCACUAUUGAAAUGCAAUCUCCUUGAUGUGAAGAUGCAGGAAGCAAGCUUCAAUGAGUCAGAGACACGUGUGUUUGUUUUAGGUGUUCUAACUUAAAGAUAUUUAUAUAAAAUAAUGUUGUUAAUCUAAAGUCCUUUUCAUGGAAGAAGUCUCCCAGACACGGCACUAAUGGCUUAAUGGCGCUCAUCGUCAUUUGGUAAUGGCGGUCUUAUUGUCACUUGUGUAAGGCGCUGUCAAUUUUAGUUCAGGACUUCUUUGAUGGAAAGGACUCUACGCAAGAGUAUUGUAUAGAUAGUAACGUAAUAGAUAAAUAUAAUAAAUAGGUAUUAAAUUAAGUGAUGUGAUCCGGUAAUCGAUACAUAAGUGCCGUUUAUGUAACCAAAGAAAUAAUAAAGUGCCUUUUGUGUAUCGUAAGAACAGUUGUUGUGUAAUCUGAUUCAACAGUUAAUUAAUACUGUGUAUUUAUUAUUGGAAUGAAAUGUUGUAAAAGACUCGAUCCCUUUUUUUUAUUACCAAGUCUUGAUUUCAUCCAAAAUUAAUAUGAACGUCGAAUGAAUAAACCAUACCAUGAAAUGGUUCUUUACAUUACAUUAAGUAUAAUAUGAAGAACUAUUUUUAUAAACAUUAUAAAAGUAAAGUCUUACUUUUAAUUUUUAGCGUUUUUUAAAAGACUUGAAUCUCUGUGGUAGACUUGGAUCUCAAAAUAAAUUGUUGUCUAUUUUAGAACAUUCAUACAUAGAUUCAUUUUGCUAUUGUUCUUUCUAAAUUUCGCAAUUGAAAAAUAAACUAUUAUUUACUGUUCAUGAUGAACUUUCGCAAAGUAAUCAGCCUCCUUCUAUUGCUAGAAUAUUAGUAGACUGAAGUCUCACUUCUUCCAAAUUAGAAUAUAGAAGACUCGACUCUUUUUCAACAUACUUCCAAUAGUGUUGCAGUUGUACACAUAAAAUAAUAGUAUUAUCAUUAAAUAACAUUAUAUUAAUUACCUACAUUGUUGCUUAUAUAUUUUUAGCAGAAUGUGCUAAAAAUAUAUCAAUAUUUAUUUCAAAAUAAAACUAAGCAUAGAUUGCGAAUUAUUUUUAAGCCACUAUUAAUGAGAAUAUUGACAUUAAAAUUCUAGCACUA
Messenger RNA from Bicyclus anynana (squinting bush brown), 5666 nucleotides. RefSeq names its product 5'-AMP-activated protein kinase catalytic subunit alpha-2 (gene AMPKalpha). Lineage: Eukaryota; Metazoa; Arthropoda; Insecta; Lepidoptera; Nymphalidae. Gene Ontology annotation, molecular function: ATP binding; protein serine/threonine kinase activity. The record is from RefSeq and is a predicted model, not a curated record. The coding region runs from base 260 to 1828 and encodes 522 amino acids. Gene Ontology annotation, biological process: protein phosphorylation; intracellular signal transduction. Gene Ontology annotation, cellular component: cytoplasm. The transcript has 7 exons.